Melampsora larici-populina 98AG31 is the source of this 1725-nucleotide messenger RNA. RefSeq lists its product as uncharacterized. The transcript has 7 exons. Lineage: Eukaryota; Fungi; Basidiomycota; Pucciniomycetes; Pucciniales; Melampsoraceae. The record is from RefSeq and is a predicted model, not a curated record. Bases 1 to 1725 code for a protein of 574 amino acids.
AUGAGCUCUGACUCUGACAAUCUGUACGAAGUUGAAGAAGAUUACGAAGAGGAAGAAGAAGAUGCCCCGCUUCCUAGCGCCAUAUCUCAAAAAUCAUUGUUGCAAUCUCAACAAUCGAAAACCAAUACGAAUGAAACUUCCAGCAACGAGUCAGCACCACAGAAGAAGAAAGUUGGUAAAAAGGGCAAGAAAACCUUUUCUCUGCCGCAAGACCGCGAAUCAUUUGUCACCUUCAUUGACGACAACACCACCCUUGACGACGAGGGUUAUCCUCUUCUGCCCAAUGAGAACACUAUGUUUGUAUGGCAACCAGGCCGAACCAUACGAUUUACUUGCUUAGGAGUUUUGAUCUGCAAUGACUCCGAUUGUCGAUACCGUGGCUCACCUCCAACGUCUUCCAAUAAACGAGUUGAAUGGGCUAGCAAUCAGCAGAAGUGCCCAGCUGCACGGUGCCCUGGAAUUCUUGAACACCUUCAAUGUAAAGACACGAUUUGUCGUUUGGACGAGCAUUUACCAAGCGGUUGGGGAAUUGUUUGUCACUCAGGGUUCCACCAACAUCCAUGGCCUCGUCGUGGAAAGCCUGACAAACUCUCGCUGGGCAAAUUAGGCAAAAAGGUGGUCAAAAACCCCGAGGUUGGACCUCUGCGACUCAAAGUGGGACGAGCUCCAGCAGGCAAACAGGAAAUCGGCACAGCCAGCAGCAUCCACCCAGCUUUUGGGAACCUCCAUCGGACUGGAUACUAUCGGCGCAAGCUCCUUGUUGCUGCUGGAGUCAUUCCCGAAAAGAAAAUUCCUGGUGCAGGCGAUAGUUUUCUGUUGGACAUGAUUCAUUGGGCGAAGUUUUUUUUUUAUUCCAAUUUCAUUCUAACUUGUGUUUCUUCGUUUUGUUUUGACAUGGACACACAUAUGACCUUCCAAACCAAAUGGAUGGCAUCUAUGCUUCUGACCCGCGAUGAGAACGACAGGAUCUAUGGCGGUGGUUUAAUCUUGGAUGUUACUUAUAAGUUUUUUGCAAACGGGUACUUGCUCACAACCUCUAUGUUCAACGAUGUCUUGAAUCGUUGGAUUCCCAUUCAACUUACGUGGUUAAAUGGGAUGACUGAAGAUCACUACGCCUCUCACUUCACCACACUGAUGCGACAAAUGCAAGAGGCCCAAAUUUCAUCUCGAAUAUCUUCUGCCGAAUGCGACGUUCUUGUACGACAGGUGGUUGAUUUCUCAAUGGCUCAGAAGAGCGGAUUCAUCAUGGCCUACAUGGACGUCUUCAAAGAGGCCAAUCGCCAAGUGGCUCUAUCCAAGCUCAAAGGAUGUCACGAGCACUUCAGAGCUCAGGUCACUCGAAUCAAGCGAAAUCGGGUCAUUAUACCUGCGGAUGAUGAGGCUACAUUUCAGAAGGCUGCUUUUGGAUUGUUGAAGCUGGAUGAGCCCGGAGGUUUAUCAUUCAACAAAAAAAUCUCCAAGUUACGCAAGGAGUAUCCUAAAGCCAAACGGUGGAUUGGAUGGUGGCAAGCAGCCUACAUUCAAUCCAUGCUAUUUCGAUCACGGCCUAAGCAGGUAGAUGAUGACGGACUCUGUGAUGAUCUGUCCGCCACAACCAAUGCGCAAGAGUCCAUGCAUCGAGUUUACUACAUGAUUUCCAAAGGGAACUGUACCGUGCAAAUAGGGCUAGUCCAGCUGUAUGCUUUGGUUGGUAGUCUUGAAAGAGACUAUCACGAUCUCUGUUGA